GCAAACGUUGCACCUGCUAGUCAUGAGCCGACUUGGUGUCGCCGCGGUCGCCGUUGGGGCGCUUGCUGCCCCGGCCUUUUUGGCCCCAAGCACUUCAAGCCCAGCUUCCCAGUUGCGCGGGGCCGAAGUCUCCCACUCAGCGCCCAAGACUACGCAAAGCUCGACUGCAGCUGCAGGAGUGCUGGGUGCAGCUGCUGUGACUGCCGUAGCAUCCUUUGUGACUGGCAAGCGGCCAACCCGGGCUGCCGGCGCUGUGCAGUGCCAGGCCUUUGAUCCAAGCACACAGGUGGGUGCCACAAGACCCCUCGGCUUUUUUGACCCAGCAGGAUUUUGCAACGGCAUUGAUGAGAAGGGAUUCAAGAAGCUCCGUGCCUACGAGAUCAGGCACGCUCGAGGAGCCAUGAUGGGAGCCGUUGGUCUGUUGGUGCAGAGUGUCUACAAGUUUCCUGGCUUCGAGAAUGUUCCUUCAGGCCUUUCAGCCCAGUGGAGUGAACCAGGAAGCAAUGCGCUGUGGCUCUUGGUCGGUGCGAUUGGUUGCUUUGACAUUGGCCUUUCUCCCUGGAAGGAGGAUCCUGAGGACCCAGGCAACUACGGAGACCCAUUGAACCUCGCCAAGGGCAACAUCUCAGAUGACAUUCGAAAUCGUGAGCUGAACAACGGUCGUUUUGCGAUGUUCGCCUUUCUCGGAAUUGUGAGCGCGGAGCUGUACACUGGCAACUCAGCCAUUGGCCAGUUUGCUACUGCUCCUGUGAAGGCAGCUGUUCAGGGUGGUGCCUUCUGUGGCAAAUCGCUGGCCAAGCGCGAGCGUGCACAACAGAGCCGACAGAGCCGCAGGGCCUUUGAUGGAGCCUCUCUGCCAGGAGCAAUUGCUCCCCUGGGCUACUUCGAUCCUCUUGGCCUGAGUGGCUCUCAGGAGCGCUUCGACAAGUUCCGUGCCGCUGAAGUGAAACAUGGGCGGGUGGCGAUGCUUGCCAUUAUGGGAGCCUUUGCAGGGCACUGGGCCACACCCUUGGGAGCGCCUGCUGGGAUUGCUGGCUUCCAAGAUCCGAUUGGAGCCAAGGGUUGUGUGGCAUUGACCUUUUUCUGUGCCUUCCUGGAGACUGGUCCUUGGGCAGAUGCCUUUGCCAAGGAACCUGGCAACUUUGGCGACCCUUGCGACUUUGCUGAGAUUUUCGGUGUCAAGGACAUGAAAGAGAUGCAGACCAAGGAGCUUUCCAAUGGUCGCCUGGCGAUGAUGGCUACCAUUGGUAUGUGUGUUCAGGAGAGCGUCUUUGGCGAGAAGUUUUCUGAUCUUCCAGCACAGCUGGGUCUCUAGGUGCUUAGCAAUCCAACCACUCCACUUUCCCUCCGUCUUUUUGGGUGAAAAAAACACAGUGCAAGCGCGUUGAUGUUUGCGACCGGCAGACCAUUUUUUGAACGGAUGGAGUCAAA
Molecule: messenger RNA, 1431 nt
Organism: Cladocopium goreaui
Lineage: Eukaryota; Dinophyceae; Suessiales; Symbiodiniaceae
Source: the annotation of a GenBank genome assembly